CUACAAUGCUGUUCUUUGUACUAUGUUAGUUUAUUGUAUGGUUUAAUAAACUUUAGGUUAUUAUAUUUUGUUUUCCUGUUAAAUUUAGGAUAUCUUAUUAUUCGUCUGUUAAGUGUACACGGACUGACUAGCCAGUGGAGUACAAAGCUACAAGACAGAGGAUUCCAUGAAGAGAACACGUUGCAGUUAUGCAAAAACAGAAACAUGCUCCCGGCCAGCCGCAAGGCUAUCAAUAUAAUGGAAACAACGGUAUUAAAAAAUAGUGUUAAAAACUUACUAAGGAACUUUAAAAUUGAAAAGAAAUAGUGGAGAUUCUGAAAUUAUGUUCAUGCUACCCAAAUUAUUAUUUGUUACCUUUACUUCAUUGUUAAUGUUAUUUUGAAUCCUAUAUUAAUACAACAAAUUCAUCGGAGUGAAUACAAGAUGUCAUAUUAUGGACCUUAUGUGCCCCAUAACCAUAAAGGGACCGACGGUGGCGGAGGUGCUUUCCCUGGAGGAUCCAUGAGGAUCUGUCCCAGUGGACAGACCCAACCACAACCGGACCCUAAACAACAGCCUCAGACGCAGUCAAUGCAGGGUGGGAUGCCAGCUGGAAUUAACUACUCCCAACAACAGUCUCGGCCUCCUCAAUUCUACUCUCGACCAUCACAACCUCGAGUUCCAGCAAGGCCAAUGAUGACUCAAGCUGUUCCUUCAUCAAGUAUGCCCUAUCAGCCUCCUGCAACAAUUCUGCAACAUCCAUACCUCCCACAACCUAUGCCAACAGCUGGAGUUCUUCUACCAUAUGCCGGACCGACGAUACAAAGUGGACGGCAACACAGUCAUGGUGGAGGCCAGGCAGUGGGAGCCACUGCCACACCUCAGCCAAAUUAUUAUACUACACAGCAACAAAUAUUUAUGACUACGCAACAUGCUACUAUAGGUAACCCCUUCACACAUCAAUACUCUCCACAUGCAGGAGCGCCUCACUAUGUUUAUUCACAGUUAAGGAAUAGUCCUUAUUCUACCCCAAACUCUGGACCCCACCAAGGUGUUCCACCUCAACCUCCUCCUCAGCAGCCUCCGCAGCAGUAUACAGUAGACGCUGUACCAAAUGCUGGCGGUGGUGGCCCCACAGCUGCUGCAGGUUCUGGUGUCCUUAUAACUCAUGGUCACCCACAAGGACCUCCUCAACCUACUAUACAACCACAAAAAAGACGGCGAACACCCCUCUCAAUUAUUGAUCCCAGUUCAGGGAGAAAUGUUAUAGAAGAUUACCUAAGUGAAAAAUCACAAAUAGUGGAAACAACAAUCACACCUACUGCUCCUGUUCCUACUGGGGUAGCUGCAGACUUUGCUGCAAGAGUGGCAGCAGUUGCUACAGAACCGACUUGUCCUGAAGAAGAAGAAGAGGAAGAGGAAGAAGAGGAAACAGCUGAAGAAACUGAAAUUGAAACUAUAAAUGGCCCAGAAUCGACACCCGCACCAUUGGUUCUUGCUCCCCCCUCAUCCGCUGUUGAAGUUAUUCCCCCACCCACCGUUGUACCCCCCAUGAUUCAAUCUCAAACACAGCCUUCAAUUCCCCAGCCACAGCCCUCUCCGGUCAUUCAGCAUCAUCAACCAGCGCCACAACAAGCAGUGCCUCAACCAUUAUCACAGUCUCAGCAAAUUCCAACAGUUUCUGCAAUGACAGAUUCUCCUACUGUUGAGCUACCCAGACCUAAGGUUCCAUCAGUCGCUAUCUUACCUGGGCGAAAAUCGUCUCCAGUUCCUCAAAAUGUUUUGGAACCAUCUAAGAAAAAAGAGAAGAAAAUAGUUGGUGUUACAGGAGGUUUACCACCGCAUAAAGAAGAACCAGAAGAAACAAAAAAAUCUAGUUUUGCUGAGGCUUUAAAUCUGAAAAAUAUAAGCCAAUCCAAUAUCAUUAAAACAGCUGAACCUCUUCAAUCAUUGUCAAAUCCUUCUAUUAAUACUGAACCAGAGACCAAUGGUGAACCAGAAAUUAUACCUGUUCCUGCUCCUAUUGUUCCUGCUCCACAACCUGUUAAGCAUCACGAAAAACAGAAGCAACAUGAUGAACAUGCUACCCAUCAACAGCAUGAUCGUGGUAAGGCAUCUUCAAGGCCGAAGCAGAAAAAGAAAGCUAACCUGAUGAAGGAGCUGAACCGGCGGGGCCAGGAGAAAGAAGGUGGCUCCGAUAUGGAUGCAUUUACCUCAUUGCCUCCUAUCUCGGCGGCUACCAACGCUUCUCUCGACUCGAAGGCUUCCUCAUCUCCUCCCCCUGCUCCUGCUUCUGCUCCUGCUCCAGCUCCAGUAGUUCAGCAGGCUGAGGUCGUGCCGCCUCAACCUGCCGAUCAGGCUCCUGUUGUCAGCCAGCAACAACCUUCUGUAAAUACCCAGCAGCAGCCACCGUUGCCAUCUACCCCUGUGUCUGAUAGCCCGGCGAUUCCACAAACAACUAUCAUUCCACCUGCUGUUACAAAUAAAAACAUAGAUAAUGAGCAAGAUGAGGGCAUGGGAGAAGAAGAGGUGGCUGAAGAAGUGGAAAUAAUGGUGGCAGUUAAAAAUGAAGAAAACACUAAAGCUUCCGCUGCUGCUAAAGAAAAAGUAGUUGCAGUUAAUGAUGUUGAUGAGAGCAUUGUGAUUGAAACUACAGUGAUUGAGAGGUCUAAGCCUCCUGUUCUCAAGUACACCUAUAAAGAAGACCAAUGGUCGCCGUUGAAUCCUGAUGGUAAAAAGGUGUAUGAUCGAGACUUUCUAUUGGGCCUGCGGACUGAAGCUCUUUCGAUAAAGCGACCUGAUAUUGAAGACUGUGACAUAAUUAAGACUGAUGGUAGUUCCAAUAACAAUGUUUCAUCUAACAACAACAAUAGGAGGUUACAUGGUUCUAACAGCAUGGGUAUGAACAGAGAUGAGAGAUUCAUAACACCACCUUUCCUGAGCAGGGCUUCUUCAAGCCAGCGAGGAGGAAUUUCUUUUUUCCCACAGAUGAUGGGAAAGAGAGGAUCGCAACAAGGAAGACCUGGCGGUGAUAGAAGGAGUGGAAAAAUUAUGUACUCAAGUUCUCAAUAUAAGCCUGAUGUUGAUGAAGAUCUCCAUUGGGCCGGAAAACAAGGUUGGAAGCCUGAGCGUUGUAAAUCUCCUCCCAAACUUUCUGAGGAAGAGAUAAAGACUGAAAAUUUGUACAAAAAAAUAAGAGGUAUUCUCAAUAAGUUGACUCCUCAGAAGUUUGAUACGCUUCUGGAACAAAUAACUCGUCUUCCUAUUGACACUCAAGAUAGGCUAAAGGGAGUUGUUGAACUAGUUUUUGAUAAGGCUGUAGAUGAACCAUCUUUUUCGAUUGCUUAUGCCAAGUUAUGCCAGAAUUUGAGUAAAAUGAGUGUUAAAAUUGUAAGAGAAGAGUCCCAAGGAGGUGAAAACAGCCAACCCCAUGCAGAAGCCUCAUUUAGGAAAGUACUAUUAACCAGGUGUCAGCAAAUGUUUGAGAAAAAAAGAAAAGAAGAAACUGGAGAGGAUGGAAAAAAAUCUGAUGACGAAAGAAUUGCUGAAUUGCAACAGUCAGUAGGCACUGAAGAAAACAGGGAAAAGAAGAAAGAGUUACAGCUUUUGCUAGAAGAAGAGGAAAGGAAAAUACGAGUAAAAUAUGUUGGCUUAGCAAGGUUUAUCGGAGAAUUGUUUAAACUGCAAAUGCUGACUGCCAGUAUCAUGCAUGGAUGCAUCAAAACACUCCUCGAAAAAAUUGAGGAAGAAUCAUUGGAGUGUCUAUGCAAACUUCUUACUACUGUCGGUAAAGAAUUGGAAAGUCAGUGUUCUGAUACAAAGGACAUGGACGAGUAUUUUGGAAAGAUGAGAAAGCUCUCGCAGAAAUCAUCCAACUCGAAAGUAUCCUCUCGCGUUCGAUUCAUGUUGCAAGAUGUAAUAGAGCUGCGAUCGAAUAGAUGGGUACCUAGAAGAGAUGAGAAUAACCCAAAAACCAUGGAACAAAUUCAACGAGAUGCUGAGAAAGAAUUGGAAAAUGCUGCCAUGUCUUCUAUUGCUAACCGAUCCAAGCAUAAUGACCGAGAUAUGGAUAGAAGAAGGGGUCAAAGAAGUGGUACAAAUCAAGAUCCGGAGGGAUGGUCUACACCUAAACCUGGUUUUAGAAGCUAUGCGUUUGACCAAUCUAAGCUCCAACAUAUCAAGGGCUUAGAUAAUGAAACAAGCAGUGUUUUGGGUUGCCCUGCUCAAUUCUCUCAAUGGAAUUUAGGUUCUAAUGCUAAAAGAGGAGAUGCACCCAAACCGUUUGCACCAACAACCAACAAGUUUGCUCUAUUGAGUCAGGAUCAGGAGAAGAAAAUGCCAUCUAUGGCGAGAAAAGUUACACCAUCAUCAUCUCAAGAGAAGGAACGUGCUGUUCAAGGAGUUAGAGAUGCUUUCAUCAGAGAUGAAAGAGGCAAUCGCGGACAAGGUUCAAAUCCUCCUUCUCGCGAGAAUUCUCGCGUAAGAGGAAAAACUCCCUCAAUGACUCACGUUCCGGUAGUGGAACAAGAGCCACCACCACCAGUUGUCAAAGAGCCACCUAUGGACCCGGAAGUAUGCAAAAAGAAAGCCCGAGUUAUAUUCGAGGAAUGGCUAGCCAAUCACAACGUUCAGGAAUCAGUGGAUUGCAUUCAGGAAAGCUUCCCAGAAGCUAUGCUGUUUGUACGGUCGUUAUUAGAUACUGUUCUUGAGGGUAAGCAGGUGGCAAGGACAAGCUUUGGAGAACUCCUUGCAGAUCUCUUGUCGAGGAAUAUAGUCACCGCCUCAGAUUUCACAAAAGAGUUACAAGUUAUUAUUGAAUGUGGAGAGGAUUUUAUGAUAGAUCUGCCUCUAUUCUGGACUUAUUUAGCGGAACUAUUAGUUCCAUUGUUGGUGAAAAGUGUAUAUACGCUCGCGGAUUUUAAAGCUGCAUGUGAAACCUGUAAAACUACUCACCUGACAUUAACAUUAGCGGAAAUCUUUAGGCAGUUGACUAAAGAGAAGGGGCCAUUUUUUAUCAAGCAACAAUGGGAAUCUUCCGAUGUACAGUUCACAGAUUUCUUUCCUGAAUCUGAUGUUAAUAAUUUUAUCAAAAAUAAUAAGUGCGGCUUUUUAAUUGGCGAGGGUGAAGUUGUUGAAACUGGAGAAUCUCUACCUAUGGAUCAAGUUGAAGAAAAACUCCUUAACCUACUGAAGUCUGAUAACAAUGACAAAAUAUUUGAUCAAAUUUGUGAUUGGAUAAAAGCAAAUGUUGGAAAUAGAACGCAGGGUACUGAUUUUAUUAGGGCUUUGACUAGAGCAGUUAUAAAAGCAAAUAUUAAAAAUGAUUAUCACCUCAAUUCCUCGAAUUUAAUGAAACAUGAAAAACUUAUUAAAAGGUAUGUUGAUGCUAAUGAAACAAGAGAACUGGCAUGUUUACAUGGAAUACAGAACUUGGUAGUUGUACAAAUGAUGUCCCCUCAAGGACUGUUGAUGGAAAUAUUCCAAUCUCUAUGGGAAAACGGUAUAAUUUCUCAUGAAGCUUUUAUGAAGUGGAAAUCGUGUGAAGACACACAGUAUGAAGCUGAGGGUAAAGGUGUUGCGGUUGCAUCUUUAUCCCCAUUUUUUGUAUCCCUUUCAGAACAAGACGAUACAGAUGAUGAAUCAUCUUGAUCUUGACGAGAGGCAGCGGCUGGGAUUGCCCAUCGACCAGGCAGACCUAGUGAAAUUUUGCCAUCUGAUAGGUUGAAUACUUCUGGGACACCACCUGUUCUUCAAAAUGGACUAUCCCUUUAAGAUAAUCACAUCUAUAUAGAAUUAUAUAUAUAUAAAUGCGCGAGUGAGGAAGAGAAGAGGGAGUGCCGUGUCCCAAAAAACUGAUAACUAUAAAUUAAUUUGGUGCAGAAGCUUCAUUAUGUACGAAAUACAUGUAUUAUAAACGCAAACCAGAUUCGAAUUCCUAUAGAAAGACUACGCAGAUCGACUUUUAUAUAUAUUAUAUAUAAAUAAUUUAAAUCGUUUAUUUUUUUGUUUUACUCGUUGUAAGUAAUCCGUUUUGUGAAAAGGAUCUCCCUUACGGGGGCAUGUACACAACUUACCUUAGUUUGUAAUUGCAAUGAGGUUAAUUUAUUUAAAUGGAACUGAACACCUUUGUUAUACAUGACAUUCAUACUUCAUAACCAAUCCAUGAGGUAUGAAUCUUUAUAUGUAUACAUGCAUUAAAAGGGAGGGGGUAUGUAUAUAUAUAUAUAUAUAUAUAUAUAUACAAUAAAUUGUGUAAAUUAAUUAAAUGAAAUGUGUGGAUGUAUUAAAAUUCUGUAUUUUUUUUAUUAUUUACUUUUAGCAAUUAAUUUAAAUUGCCUGAAAAGAAAAAUGAAAUAACGGAUAUUGUAAAUCACUAAGUGAUUCACUUUCGGGGUGGGAACCUCAACAGGUACUAAGGAGAAAAUAAUAAUGUGUAAUCUCCUAAAUAUAUAAAGACUAUUUUUGUAACAUUUUAAGGAAAUUUUUUUAUUUAUUGUUUUUUAUAUUAAGAAAAUAGUUCUUACUACAAUCUAUUGAGGUUCCUGUAAUUCCUAGUUAUACAUUUUUAUAUUAUAUAUUAUAUAAUUAGUGUUUCGUAUUAUCAAUUUUAUUAAUUAUUGUCUGUCUGUAUUGGAUAUUAUGUAUUAUAACUAUUUCGUGAUGUAAAUUAAAAAAAAAAAGAAAAUGGAAAAAAAAUUGUUUUCGCAAAUGGGGUACACUCUCAUACCAUGAGAGACAAAGGGAGGGGUAAGAUAUAUAUAUAUAUACAUAUAUAUAUAGUUGUAUAAAUCGGUUACGUAAAACAGAUUAUAUAUAUUAUAUAUAUAGUGAUACGACUGACUUUAGCCAAGAUCACAAGACAAUUAUUGAUAGUGUGUGUACAGUUGUGAAAGUGUUGGAGACUCAAAAAGUCUGUUAAGUGAAAUUAAAUUUGGACGCUAAAAAGUGUUGAUUGUAUAAAAAGUGAACAUUCUUCUCUUUAAAAUUAUUACGUCAAAUUUGUUGGCGUAAGCAGAUGAUUGAUUCGUACAUUAAUUAAAAAAAUGGAAUUAAUAAAAAUUAUGUAUAUAUAUACAUACAUGUUUUCUUAUGUUUUUUAUCUUUUACCCUAUUUUUCCUAAGUAUUUUGUGGUCUAUUCAUUAAUAUUUUCUAAAUUAUUGUCAGGUGAGAUCUGUGUUUCUUCCUUCUGUUGGUUUUAUAGUGUACAUAACAAAGUUCAUAUUAUGAAUAGGAGUGUGAUAUCUAGGAACCCUAAGAAUUUUGUCAAAAAUAGGUUGGUUAGGAUUUGAUUUCAGAAGUAAAUCCAUUUAUUCAGGCCAAAACAAUAAGUGAGUGGAUGAAGUUUUAAGGGUAUUCUCAAAUAGUUGUAAGCGAUGCCUCUUACUUUUAAAAAAUAUUUUUAACAUAAUCCUCUGGGGAAUGGAAAUUAAUAAAAAAACAUUAGAUUUAAUUAUAUUUUCAACCAACACAAGGUUUUAG
Messenger RNA from Nezara viridula (southern green stink bug), 7459 nucleotides. Lineage: Eukaryota; Metazoa; Arthropoda; Insecta; Hemiptera; Pentatomidae. The record is from the annotation of a GenBank genome assembly.